Cladocopium goreaui is the source of this 4932-nucleotide messenger RNA. NCBI's taxonomy places the organism in Eukaryota, Dinophyceae, Suessiales, Symbiodiniaceae. The record is from the annotation of a GenBank genome assembly.
AUGGCCAUGGCCAAAAAUACCUUCCGCUAUGGAGAGACGGUCAAAAAAGUGGCGCAGCCCUGCGGGCAAGAGGAAACUUUCAGGAUGGCUGCCAGAAGUCGAGGUGCUGAGGCCUUUCCCAGUAGAGACGCCUUGAGAUCCGCUAGUUAUCUCCCCGGGGGCUGGGAGGACAGGGGACAACAGGGACGGCGACGGCGACGGAAAGAACGGCUGCAGUUUGACGGGGCGUGGCGGCAUCUUCGAAGCCUCACUGCAGCGACGCCCGCAGACGUCCGAGAGCGUGGCAUUGGAAGAACCUUUGGUGUGGCUGGGCCAGCUACCCGCAUGGUAGCGGAGCCUGCGGGCUCAGUGAUGUACUCCAAGCCGCCAGACCGCUUGGAGUGGAUCGCCAGUGAGCUGAGCGGCCCAGCAAAGAGAGUGCUGUUGGGACGUCCAGCUGAUUGGUUAUCCUUUGAUGGGGGAGUUCGACGUCUGUUAGAGGAGCUAAGGGUCGGAAGAGGCCAGCCGAAGGUUCCCGAGAUGUCUGAACUGUUGAUGAAGUACUUCAAGGGGACAAAGAGGACCAAAGGUGAAGGCAUGAGCGACUAUGUGACAAGGAAGGCUGAGGCAUACACCAGGGCUCAACAGUCAAUGGCCAGGUAUCUCCAAGAGCAGAAGUCCGGAGCUUCUUGGAGUACCCGGCCACAGUCAUCGUGGAGCACGGGACGCAGUCAGAACAUGGGGAGCUCAGCGAUGGAACAUGAUCUACAGGACUCAGCAGCCGAUGACGAAGAUCGCUGGGAGGCUUACAGUCAGGUGGGCUCAGCAGCGGCUCGGGGUGCGGAAGCAUCCAGUCAAGAUCAAGGAGCAGCCUCGGGAAAUCAAGAACUCGAAGUGUCUUGGUGGCGCCAGCAAGGAUGGGAUGACUACCGUCACCAGCGGCCUUGGGCAAACUACGGCAGCUGGCACAGCAGUGAGGUUACCUACGACACCACAGAGUGGGGACGUGGCCAACUGCCGGAGAUUGUCCCGGCAUUUGUGCAGGGAUGGUAUCUCUUCAUCGACUCAGGGCUGGAUGUGAUGGAACGAAAUGUCUUGCAGGCCGAACUUCGCGGGGAUUUCGGUGUGCAGGCCGUGGAAGAUGUCCUCCGAAAGCACUGGCCUGACAGUGAGCUGAAGAAACGAGAUGCAGAGAAAGGCAGAUUCCUAGCCAACCUUGCCGACGCCGAGGAGUCCUACGAUGAGUGGUCCUGGCUUGGGGAGUGUGAUCCCGAACAGUUGGAGUCUGAAGGGUUCUCAGCUGAAGAAAUCUCAUGCAUGAUGACGGAGCAGAGCAAUCAGAAGGAAGCACUGGCGGUGAUACAAGAGGCCCGUCGGACUCUGAGAGAUGCCAGAGCACGUCAGCAUGCAGUUCGCACUUCCCGACAGUUUUACCCGGUGAAAGGCGGAAGAUCCCCAGGUACUGCACGACCAGGAACCAGUGAUGGCAAAGGGGGUCCCAUGAAGUGUUUCAGGUGUGGUGGACCACACAAGAUCGCUCAGUGCCCCGAGCGUCCUCGCGACAGUGCCAAUGUCACCAUCUCCACUGACCAGGAUGAGCAAGCAACGUUCAUCUUUCUCACCGAGCAUGUUGUGGAUGAGCAGGAGGCUUGGGUCUCUAUGGGGGCCGAUGACAGCAGUCGCCUCACGACCUCACAGAUCGUGGAGGCAGGCAAGGCGGUGAUCGAUGGGGGAGCCACAAGGUCAAUUGGUUCUACAUAUGCCCUCUCCAAGGUCUUGGAACUCAAUGAGUCAAAGCAUGGCCGUGAUGGUAUGAGGGAUCUGGACCUCAAUGACCGGCCAUCGUUUGGUUUUGGAAAUUCCAGCCGUGACCAAUGCAUUUCCACGGUGAGCCUUGAUGUACCGUGGAACCAAGGAGCAGGAGUUCUGAAGGUUCAUGCAUUGGACAAAGGGACCUCGCCAAUUUUGCUGUCCAUCGACUCUUUGAGAAAGCUCGGUGCGGUCAUUGACUAUUCCUCCAACUGCGCUGUUUUCCGUAGUGUAGAUCCAAAGAAGCUGAUUCAUUUGGAACAGUCAGCUGCAGGGCAUCAAGUGCUUCCUCUGACGGAUGAUGCGUUUAAAGACGCGGUAGUCCUCGAGGAGCCGGUGCCGUUUUUCUUAGAUUUGUGUAAGUGCGUCGUUCAGGGUUCUUCGGUCUCGGGUGUUCGUGUUCCGAAGCCGAUGGAAUGGUCGGGAUUGACCCAAGAGGGUCGGCGGAUGAAGGUGAAGUUAGUUCCCGCUCAAUUGCCGAGCGCCAUGGCGGUGGACAAAAUGUCUCAUGUGGAGCUCCGGGAGCGCCUGUCUGCUCUUCAUCACGAAGUAGCCCCAAAGACUUGGAGCCGUACCCAGCUGCUGCUUCGUCUCACGGAGUUGGAGGGUGUGGAGUCGAUUCACAGCAGCGGAACGAAGGAAACACCGCCGCUGCGUCAGGCGGAGAUCAUGAUCAACAAGGCAGCUCGAAAGAAGUCAGUUUUGGUGGACUUCAUGCAGUCCCAGUUGGGCCUGGUGGUGAAUGCGACCGACACCAUCGAACAGCUGAAGGUCAAGGCCAUGAACCAGGCAUAUGCAUGUUCACCGGCACAUCCGGAGGAUCAUGUCGGGUUUGGCCAACACUCGGCCCUGACCUACCGAGAGGUGGCAAUGGAGAUGACCUCCUAUCUGGAGUGGGCCAUUACCACAAUGAAAGAGGGUCCCUGCUGUGCUCGCCUGAAGCGGUUGGCCGAUUGGGGGCUCUCGCCAGUGGGUCAAGCCUUGAUGUCGGAAUGCAAGUUCGAGAGUUCAACAACCAAGAAAGGAUCGAAGGGUCACAACCACAAGGGACACCCCACUCAGGACAAGCUAGUGGCCAGCUUGGUGCACCAAGUGACGGCGCUGACGGAGGAGGUGAAGAACUUGCAGAGCCAGAAGGAUGAGCUCAGCUCCAUCGACGGCUUGAUGGCCACCAAGAUGGAUGAGUCAGUCAUGGCAGCCACAGAGGCGGCCUUGGGAGCCGAAUGUACCAGAGAAAAGCUUGAUGAAGCUACAUGUGAGAGGCUGAAACAGGCAGCAUUCCGCUGCGAACCGGAUGUCUUUCAAAGUCUGGUGUCUCACGGGAGGCAUUUGCGAAAAGGGUUUGUCGUGCCAUCUUGGAUGGAACUACUCACCAAGGUCUUUGGUCAGAGCUUCGUUCAACGGGAAGAACCCUCCAUUACACCGGAAGAAGCUUUUGCGGAAGCCAUCAGGGUGGGUAACGAGAAAGAAGUGGAGUUCACCCCUGGUGACUUGGUUUAUGUUUGGCGUAUUCAAGAGAAAAAGGGUGUCAAGGGAACCAAGAACGGGGGAUUCACUGGUCCAGCUAGGGUCUUAGCCGUAGAGACGCGUCGAGAUCCCGAGGGAAAUCUGAGGAGAGCCUCAACCAGAGAACAGUGCUUGGAAGAGUUGUCUCAGCCUGUGGAUUUGCCAUGGACCGUGACGAAACUCACGGAUGAUCUAGGAAGUCACGAGUUUGAGAAUGUGAUGGAUGAGGUACCCGAGGCUCUGGAGUACGAGCAAGGACUGGACGAAGAGACCAUUCCUCCACCUCCGAUGCGCGUGUAUGGGAAAAGAACCGUGCCUGAAUGUCCGAUGUCAAGGGAGGCAAGGAGAAAGGUGGAUGAAAGAAAAGGUAAGCGUAAAGAAACACCGUCAGGCUCACAGGAUCAGGUCAUACAUGAAGAGGACGAGUAUGCGGAAUGUUUCUGGAGUGAUUCACUAGCUGCAGUAGAGGUGUCUUUCGAGGUGCCAGAAACGAAACGAGGCAAACAAGGUAUGGUGGAAGAUCUGGGAGCCUUUAUGGUAAGUCAGUUGAGACGGAGAGCGGUCGAAGUGAGUGAGAGGUACCUAGAUGAAAGUGAACUUGCUCAAAUGAGAGAAGCAAAACAAAUCGAGGUGAAGAAGUUCAUAGGUGCUGAAGCACUGGAAGUGGUACCCUCUCAUUUGCAACCCCCAAAGUCCGAAGCCAUGCGAAUGCGAUGGGUACUCACAUGGAAACGCUCAGAUUCAGGAGAGAAGUCAGCCAAGGCACGGUGUGUCAUCCUAGGAUAUCUUGAUCCCCAAUAUGCUUUUCGACAGACUGCGGCGCCGACCAUGUCUCGCACGACGAGACAACUGCUAUUGUGUCUUGCAAGUGCUUUGGGCUUCAAGGUGUGCAAGGGUGAUGUGUCUGGAGCCUUUCUCCAAGGUAGGGACUACAAGGGGACAGCCUACGUAAUACCCACCGAAGAAAUCGGUAGCAGCUUGAACAUACCACCAAACUCAGUGACAAAAUUGAAGAAGGCAUGUUACGGUCUGGUGGAUGCUCCACUGGAGUGGUUUCUCACGGUCUCCGACUAUUUGGAGUCCAUUGGCUUCAUUAGGUGCGUCUCAGAUCCCUGCUGCUUCAAGUAUGUGGUCAAGGACAGGCUGAUCGGUUUGAUCAGUGGGCAUGUCGAUGAUUUCCUGUUUUGUGGCCGAGAAGACUGUUUCGAGCUUUCACAAAAACAAUACGUGGAUGACCUCAAAGAAAUCUCUAUUUCCUCUGAACGUCGCCGAAACAUGCAGGAAAUACCCGCCGUCCUGGUGACUGAUAGCACUAAUGUAUACGACAGACUUCACAACGAAGUGUAUGUACCGAAGGGACCGGAGCGCCGUGUGGCUCUGGAAAUGUUAGGUCUGAAAGAUGCCCUGACUGAGACAGGUCUGGAACUGCGUUGGGUCAAUAGCGAUGCACAACUUGCAAACUCACUGACCAAAGACAAUGAACCCCAGCAGUUGCAGCGAUUUUACCAACUCAACCAAAACUGGAGGAUUGUUGAGGAUCCGGCCAUGAAAUCAGCUAAGAACCGAAGAAAGCUUGGGAUUGGGGCCUUGGAUGAUGGCAUUUUGCCUGAGUCGGCUGGGGGGCAUGUCAGUUCCUGA